AAGCAAAAAAGAGAAGGAAGGAAAGAAAAGAGAAAUGGAAGGUUCCAAGACACACAGCUCUGAAAGCAUGCCUGGAGACCUAUCAGAAGCCCUGAAGGAAGCCACCAAAGAGGUGCAUGAGCAGGCAGAGAGCACAGAGUUUAUGAAGAAUUUCCAGAGGGGGCAGGUGUCACUCCAGGAGUUUAAGAUGGUUCUGACUUCUCUGUACUACAUCUACUCUGCUCUGGAGGAGGAGAUUGAGCGUAACAAGGAUCACCCAGCCUAUAUCCCCGUUUACUUCCCAGCUGAACUGCACCGUAAGACUGCCCUGCAAGAAGACUUGGAGUAUUUCUAUGGCCCACUGUGGAGGGAAGAGAUCUCAUGUCCCGAGUCCACUCAGAAAUAUGUGAAUAGGCUCCACUAUGUGGGCCAGCAUGAACCAGAGCUCCUGGUGGCCCAUGCCUACACUCGGUACCUGGGAGACCUAUCUGGUGGGCAGGUGUUAAAGAAGAUUGCCCAGAAAGCUCUCCACCUACCCAGUACUGGAGAAGGACUGGAGUUCUUCACCUUUGAAGGGGUGUCCAAUGCCACAAAGUUCAAGCAGCUGUACCGCUCCCGGAUGAACUCCAUCGAGAUGGACCCAGCCACCAAGAAGAGAGUCUUGGAGGAAGCCAAGCGGGCAUUCUUGCUGAAUAUACAGGUGUUUGACGAACUACAGAAAUUGGUGUCCCAGUGCCAUGAGAACGGUCACCCUGCACAACAGAAGCCAGAGCUUCGCACAAGAGGCACCAGCGGAGCACAUGAGCAUGGACCAGCUCCUGUGAAAGAAGGUGAAAAGACAUUGAUGAAGCACACAGGCAUGCUGCCUAGCACUCCACUGGUACGGUGGAUUCUUGUCGUCAGCUUCCUAGUGACAACGGUUGCUGUGGGCUUGUUUGCCAUGUGA
Messenger RNA from Emys orbicularis (European pond turtle), 925 nucleotides. RefSeq names its product heme oxygenase 1 (gene HMOX1). Lineage: Eukaryota; Metazoa; Chordata; Testudines; Emydidae. Gene Ontology annotation, molecular function: heme binding; heme oxygenase (decyclizing) activity. Gene Ontology annotation, biological process: response to oxidative stress; heme oxidation; heme catabolic process. The record is from RefSeq and is a predicted model, not a curated record. The transcript has 5 exons. The coding region runs from base 35 to 925 and encodes 296 amino acids.